UCCAAGGAGAGGUGGCGAGCUCGACUUACCGUGUGUUGGGGUCAUGAGUGGGACUGCUCCUCUGCGAGCGAACAAAGUUCAUGAUCUUAUGCUCACCUUCACCCGGUACAGUAGCGUCGGAGAUGAUGAUCUUCAACUUCGCCCACGCGGGAUCGGUAUUUAGCUUAUAGCUCACCCAAUACCGCAAGCUGGCUGCAAGCAGAUCCAUGAAAGGGGUACCAGGCGUGAUAGAAUUCGAGUCCCACGUCUUCUUGGGCUUCUCGGCUCCAUCACCGUCACCGUCCUGGAUUUGACCUUUGGCGAGCAUCAUGGCAUGGUACUCCGCCGCCGCCGCGUCCUUUUCUGCGGCUUCCUGGGCGGAGCGGAAACGUCGCGAGCGCUGCUGGUUCAUCUUCGCUCGCGGCGCAACACCGUCAACGGCGAUCAUGAGCAGCUUGCGCGGGCGCACCAUGUUCACGACGCGGUCAGUGUACUCAAAGAUGGCAAUCAUCAUCUCCUCUUCGUUGGCAGGCGGCGGCCGGUCCUCUGGAUGUGAACAUGGAUGCACGAUGCCGUUCAUGUCUAGGUAUAGAUUGUCCAUCUCCUCGCCGUUUGGGUUCGGCUCUCGGGCGUCAAUGGGGAUUUUGGUCUUCGUGCCAUCGUCGUUUUCAAUCUCUUCCGGUAACUUCUCGAUCACCGGGCUAAUGAUCUUUGGAUACUUCUUGCUCAGCCAGCGGAAGAGCGCUGGAACACCCAUGACAGGUGGUCACUGGUCCGUUUGUGAUGGGAUCAAAUAUAUGCGGUAUCAGUGCAAUUCGAGCAAAGUAGGAUGUAGUACUGUCGCGUGCGCAGUCCCUUCUGCUGGCGCGGCGCGGCGCGGUUCCCUGCCUUAGCAACGGUGUACCGUAAGGGUGCGACUUCUCACUAAUAUGUUCUGUUGUAUUGGGCCACGCCUGAGCCGAGCAGAUGGGCUUGAUGAGGCUGCUGGCUGAUGAGAGUUGAUGCAGGUGCGAAUGCUUCGUUGCGCAGAUGUAGCGCUCGGAGGGUCUUCGCUAGACAAACACUAAGCCGCAUUGAGCCAACGUCUUAGCGCGUCAGGGUCCUUAAGGUACCAUCAAA
Baudoinia panamericana UAMH 10762 is the source of this 1098-nucleotide messenger RNA. RefSeq lists its product as uncharacterized. Bases 309 to 872 code for a protein of 187 amino acids. The transcript has a single exon. Lineage: Eukaryota; Fungi; Ascomycota; Dothideomycetes; Mycosphaerellales; Teratosphaeriaceae. The record is from RefSeq and is a predicted model, not a curated record.